CCCGUUCACUCUCCGGCAUGGCCUCUCAGGACGUCAACUCCUCUGUCUCGGACACCAAUGUAGAUACAUUGACCUCGCCCCCAGCAAACACGGUGGAAGACGUUGCCGAAGCUGUAGCUAAAGUCUCCCUACAAGACCAGGUGGCGGCGGAUGUCCACGACAAAUCUCCUGACACUGCUCGUCCCCUCAAAGUCUACACUCGCAAUGAGCUUCUGUAUCUCUCAAAGUCGUCGCUUGUCAACAUCCCUAAUGGCAUGCCGCAUCUCAAAGACUGGUUCGGUGAUUGGAAUGAACAAGUUGGGAGCAAGAAGGAAUCUGAAGCAUCUACUACGCCCAAUGCAAGGGACCGUCGUUUCCGAAGAGAUGCAGAUGAUGGAGACGUUGCUCGACCUUCGUUCCGCUCUGGCCUCUCGCAACCCUCUCAAAUGGGCAACUUCAGACACCAGCCCAUCCGUACGACCGACCGCACUGGCGACAAAGAUCUCGACCGGGAACGCGAACGUGAUCUUCGUGACCGCGAGGGACAAGAGCGGUUAAGAAACCUCUCUGACAAGUUCGACCGUGAUCGUCUCGCCCUGUCGUCUGCAUCUAACCUGCGUAACAAGGAACGCGAUGCAGCUCCACAUCUUUCUGGUGCGUCUACUGCACGGCUAGGCCAGACCCAAGGGAAUGGUCGUCGUGGAGAGGGAAGAGAUGUACCAAAGAGGAAAGCGGUUGAAAGUAGCGAUGAUUGGCGAAGAGGUGCGGAACCCAGCAAGGCUGGGCGAGAUGAAAGGACUGACCCCCGCCGAGAUCGUGACGCUCGUGAGAGGCCGCGUUCGCGUGUUCGUGAUACGUCUAGGGCAAGGCGAGAGCCGUCGACGACAAGACGUGAUCGUGAGGACAAGGAGCGACCUCGAGACCGCCGAACUGACGGCGACCGCGACGACCGACGAGAUAAAGACGAUAAUGGCCGGCGCGACCGCGAUGAUUACCCGCGCCGUGACUGGGACGAUAGUGUCGAUCGUGAGCGCGACCGCGAUGAUCACAAUGCAAGAGACGGUCGGGAUCGCUAUGAUCAUAAUCGCCGUGCAAGAGAUCGCGAUACCGAUCGUGACCUCGAAAACGAUGCCAGACACUGGCGAGAUGAUGGCCGCAGGGACGAACGGAUUGCUACACGGCGGGAGCGGGAGGCACGCGAAAGGGGCUGGGACCGGUUCGAGGACCGCGACAGGGAGCGGCCUUCCGCUGGCGACGAUCGUGACGCACGUACUCGCCGCGGGGCAGGACGAGACAGACGGUUGGGAGGGACCGAUGACAACAAGGACAGGGAAGAUCGCCGGGAUCGUGACAAGGACCGCGAGGCAGAGCCUGCGUGGAUGGAGACGUAUGUUCCGACCACUCCUGGCGGUGGCAUCCUGGGCGGCAAAGGUGCAGAGGGUGAGCUUGACGGAAUACAAGCGUUCAAGAAAGGCAUGAAGGAGAAAGAACGCAAAGAGAAGGGCGACAUCUCUGACACAGCCCAGGCUUCAGAGGCGAAUGACAGUCUCGACCGACAGCAGACUUCGUUGACUACUCCUGCCUCUGCCAAUGCUGAAACUCCCAUGGACGAAAUACAGCUGUUCAAGCUGAUGAUGAAGCGUGAAGCUGAAAAGAAAGAAGGUGACAAGGUACAGAAUGGACUCGCGCGCCACACCUUCCCCGAAGCGGGCCCACCGGGACUGUCCAGUAGUCCAUCCCUCCAAAGUCAAAAGGGGGAAACAACGAGUCUCGCAGACCCUGCCAUCGUUGCCCAGCGUACAUCCGAUGUCCCACGAGCGCUUCUUCCCCAAACUCAGGACCGCAAUAAGUCCUCCCCACGACUGGACUCGAACAAUGGCAUUCUGGCUAGCGGCCUUGCCAUAUUGGAUUCCACUCGUCAAUCGCAGACAUCCAGUCCAUCUUUCGACCGCUCCCUAGACGCUUCGAGGGCCGUUGGUCCACGUUCGGGGCCGGGCAAUUUCGGGGUCCCGUCUACUGCUGCGGGACUUCCCGCUCUUCCUCCUGUCGACCUCUCUGCCCCCGCCAAUGCCUUCAACCCUCCUGCAGGUUCUCGUGUCCUGGCUCUCAAGUCACGUGUUCCGUCUGCUAACUCAGGCACGCCUCCUGGCAUUGCUGCCCCUCACGCACAUCCUCUACAGCCCAGCGCCUCCGGUCUCCCGGCCCACCUCGCGGAAGCCGUUCCUAAUGACAUGCAGUUCAGUGCGCCCCGUAUAACCCCUUCGGACUCGUCUCGUGGGAUCAGGAGCUUCUCGCCCCUCAGUAAUGGGACUCAACCUACCGUACCUCUAGAAGAUCUGCGGGAGCAUGUGCAUCCUGGACAAAUGAACGAGGGUUUCCGACGGGCUUCCGGUCCUUCUGCGGCCGAGCGAGCUAUCCUCGGUCUCCCCGGAGAAGGCGGCGCACCGUACGGCGACGUAGGUGGACCGACGUCUAGCGCGUUCCCCCCAGGUGCACCUUUUGACCCGUCUGUGGGCAAUGUUCCUGGUGGCGUGGGCUAUGCGCCCAACAAGGGCAGUCGGUUCGCAAAGUUCUUCGACCAGAAGACGAGAGAUGUUCAGGGACAGGUGCAGGCCGGUGGUCCGCGCCUUACCCAGCAAGUUCCGAAUAUGCCUUCGGCAAUGUCGCAUUCCAACCAGCGACAGGACUCCAUUUCUUUGGGCGGCAUGGGCACACCUCGGGGAGAGCGGACAAUGGAGGACAUCUUCGCAAUGCUGCAGAGCUCAGCGCAGCAUCGGGUUUCGCCUCACUUGCCUCAGCCAAGCCGGAUACCCUCAGGCGGCGGCCACGUUCCGCAGUCUACGCUGGAGUUGCACCUUCUGCAGCAGCAGCAGCUCCAACAGCAACAGCUUGCGCAAAACCGCCUCGAUUCCCUCUACGAGAGCCGUCUCGAUGACAGGAACUUCGUGCCGGAUGGCCUCGUCCCUGGCCUUCGCCCAGCUCCGCCGCGCUCGCGCAGCCGAGGAGAAACCGUUGGCGUCUUGUUCAACGAACAGAUUGACGACCCGCUCCACUUCAACAUACAGCGCCUCACCCAGCAGCGGAACUUGGAGCAAAUGUACAACGCCCCCUUGCAGUCGAUGUAUAACCAACAGCAAGGAGGCUUGCUUCGUAACGGCGGCGGUAUCCCCAUGCAACAGGGCCAGUUCCGCGGCCCCUCGCCCAUCUCUGCUCAGAACCCGCUUCAACCGCCGUCGCAGCGGCUUCCUCCUGGGCUCGCGAAUCUCGGCGGACGCCCACCGCACGACCCGUCUCAGUAUCUCGGCUCAGGCGUCGGCAUCCCAGGUGGUGGUUUGCACGGUGCCAGUCCCGCGCAGCAAGUGUACAACACGUUCACGCAAGGCGGACUCGGGUUCAACGGGAAUCCCCCAAUGCGGGGCCCGUCUGGACCCCAGGCCCCCCUGUCGGUCAACCAGCUGGGCGGGGUGGUCCCGAAUAACAUCGACCUUCGGGCGGCGAACCAAGCGCAGCUGUUGGGCCUCGCGCAGGGCAGCCUAGGCGGUGGAGGCAUGCGCGGCUCCGGCCCCGGGUUCGGACCCCAACAUGGUGGCCCUGGGGGACAGCUGUCGCACGUCGCGAUGCGCCAGCAGCUCCAGCAGCAGCAGCUUCCCCCGCACCUGGUGCAGCAGCUCCUUCCGUCGCACCUACAACAACAGGGGAUUUCUGGAGGUCACGCGCAGACGACGCAGGACUUGAUGGCUCUCUUGAUGGGCGGCCACCGAGAAUGAGCAAUGUACUAUGUGCGCCCUCGCUCAGGCCACUCAGUGGCAGUUGACAGUGGGCGGUAACAGUUCCCGACUCCCGAGGUUCGAGCACGCCAGAGAUGGGCUCCCGCACCGCAAUUGCAAUCAGAACGCAUUUUUGUUAUUGUAUCGUCGAUAUCCCUUUUUCCGUUUGGCCCAUCCAUACUUUCGUUUCAUUCUCGUGUCGUUACGGCUUACCUUCGAUUCUGUAUCUAAUCUUGACGGACGUCUAGCAAACGAACGAUGCCCC
This is a messenger RNA of Dichomitus squalens LYAD-421 SS1, 4011 nucleotides long. RefSeq lists its product as uncharacterized. Lineage: Eukaryota; Fungi; Basidiomycota; Agaricomycetes; Polyporales; Polyporaceae. The transcript has 9 exons. The coding region runs from base 18 to 3746 and encodes 1242 amino acids. The record is from RefSeq and is a predicted model, not a curated record.